GACAAAGCCAAUCAUAUAUACAACACACGCAUAUAAAUGUGGACAUGUAUUGAUCGGUUGCCCGUAUGUCGAGGUGUCUCUCCUGCGCUCCAACACCAGCUCAGCCUCAGAAGCACGGUUUCGGCAGUGUUUAUGUAUUCUGACCAAGUAUGACCAAGCGAUCAUCUGCUACACCAGAGAAGCUGGAAGUACGGAGUAACCCAACCGAGGAACUCAACUCGUGCCCCAAGGAGGGGCUUUAGUGAUUCACGCUCCUAUUUGCUGGGAGGGGGCGGAGAAUCAUCCAUGAAUGCCAGUACGCUUACAGUACCUAUUUCCACAACCCCGCGAUCGACGAUGGGAGACGAAAGUCAGGAAACCCCUACUGAAGCAGGUGCCAUUGCCGGGGCUGUAUUCGGAAUUGUUGUAUGUCUUAUUAUUUUGGGUAUAGCCGCUUUCAUGUACCGCAAACACAAAAGAGAGAGGGAGGAACUAAGACGAGCUAAACGCUCUCAAAUGUCAUCGAUGUUGAACGCUGGUGUGUACAUGGAGACAACCACGACGGACAGUCUAGUACCCACCCAUGUCGUGACGGGGCCACAUCCGAACCCCCGCAAUAGUGCCUACAAAUCAUUAAACACACAACCCGAUAUGUACGAACAGGACUCGGACGACGAGAUUUGAUCACUUCUUUGUCUUAUGUUUUUGUGAAGUAACAAAGUGAUCAAUUCACAAACUUCGUAACAUUGGGUAUGUGCAAUUGUACAUAUAUGUGGUUAAUAUUUAAUAAACAUCGUUACAUAUUAUUUAGUACAAAUAACACUUUGGUAUGAAAAAUUCACUUGAAGAAUCAUAGAUCUCCUCAUGUGGAAUAUAAAGGCUAAUAUAUUCUCUUAAAAGAAGCUCUGUGUUCGUUUGAUCAUAUCCAACGUAAUACUGACAACGAAAGGGUCCUUUGUGGAAAUCCACGACGUGUCAUGGAAGAUGAUAUGGGGAUGUGUGCAUGUCGACAGGAGCCGAGAAUCAGUGUUGGUGGCUAACUAUGUCGACAGGAGCCGAGACUAGUUAUAUAACAUUGUCUGUGGGGGAUCAUGUCAACGGGAACCGAGAAAUGUUGUUUGUGGGAGAUCAUGUCGACGGGAACCGAGAAAUGUUGUUUGUGGGGGAUCAUGUCAACGGGAACCGAGAAAUGUUGUUCGUGGGAGAUCAUGUCGUCAGGAGCCGAGAAAUGUUGUUUGUGGGAGAUCAUGUCGACGGGAACCGAGAAAUGUUGUUUGUGGGAGAUCAUGUCGUCAGGAGCCGAGAAAUGUUGUUUGUGGGAGAUCAUGUCGUCAGGAGCCGAGAAAUGUUGUUUGUGGGAGACCAUGUCGACCAGAACCGAGAAUAGUUAUAUUACAUUGUUUAUAGCAGACUAUGUCGACAGGAGCCGAGAAUCAGUGUUGGUGACUGACCAUGUCGACGGGAACCGGAAGUAUUGUUUGUGGAAGACCAUGUCGACCAGAACCGAGAAUACUUAUAUUACAUUGUUUGUGGCAGACUGUCGACAGGAACCAAGAAGCAUUUUUGUAGGUAGCUAUAUCGACAGGAACCUAGAGGCGUUAUAUUAUAUUGUUCGUGUGUAACCAUGUCGACGGGGACCUAGAAGCUUUGUUUGUGGCAGACUUUGUCGACGGGAACCAAGAAGCAUUUUCUGUAGGUGGCUUUGUCGACAGGAACCGAAAGGCGUUAUAUUGUAUUGUUCGUAUGUAACCAUGUCGACGGGGACCUAGAAGCAUUGUUUGUGGCAGACUUUGUCGACGGGAACCUAGAAGCGUUAUAGUAUUUGUGGGAGAUCAUGUUGACGGGAACCGAAAAUCAGUGUUGGUGACUGACCAUGUCGAAAGGAGCCGAGAGGCAUUGUUUGAAGGUGACCAUGUCGACGGGAACCUGGAAGUAUUGUUUGAGGGAGAUCAUGCCGACGGAAAAGCGAAGCAUUAUAUUGUAAUUAUAUUGAUUGUGAGUAACCGUGUCGACGGGAACAGUUAAGCAUUGUUUCUGUGUGACUAUGUCGACGGGAACAGAGAAUGUCACGGGAAUCGAGAAGCAUUGUUUCUGUGGGACUAUGUCGACGGGAAUCGAGAAGCAUUGUUUCUGUGUGACUAUGUCGACGGGAAUGUAUAUCAUUGUUGUUCGUCAGUUUUGUGUUACACAGAAUGGAAACUUCUGCAUGCAUUCAUCUGAGGGACGGUUUUUAUGUCAAUCACAAACUGAUGAAUACUCACAUACAACAGCGGUGUCUUAAUCCUGUACAUACGUUUUCGUUAUUCAUUGUUAUACAGUCUGGUCACUCUUUAACAAGAUGUACCAUAUGUAUAUGUAUGACCCAAUUCAUGGUGUGAUACAAUAUGUUUUCAAUGCCACUAGAAGAAUAGAUAUGUUUGCUAAUGUUAUCAUAAGGUUUAUCGCCUGGGCUCCAGUCCACUACAGUGUGUAAGUAGGUUUCAGACGUUUUGGAACACAUUUAGUUUAAACUUUACAUAAUUUUCAAUAAGUUUCUUAAAAUCCGUACGUUCCAAGUGAAAUGUUAGACACAUUUCAUCUUUUGCUGACAAUUCAGAUCGUUUCUAUUUCUUUAGAAUUACAUUUCAUACUUUCACUGCGUUUGAAUAGCACACACAUCUAGGAUACGUGCUGAAUAAAGAUCAAACACCGGAACACCUGGUCCUUUAAUUCAAUCAAGUUGCAUUUGUUGUAAAACUCUGGUUUGUUUUUAAUUCACCAUGAUUGGGUUUGAUGUCUUAUCAUUAUCAACCAUAUAAACAGAUAUUUUAACUUUGCUUAAUCAGUAAGAUAGAUAUCAUAGCGAGGUAUAUUAUAUAUUUUGUCAGUUUGUUACAAUAUGUCGUUUUACAAUAGAGUAUUUUGAUUUCAACUGUAAUAUAUUGUAUGAUAUAUCAAUUAGUUCGAAAUUCACAGGUAAAUGUCACAGCGGAUAAAUUAAACAGUUACUAAUCACAGUACAUGUAUAUAUAGCGCUAUACUGAAUCAUCGUACAGACAUGAACGAAAGUGUUUAGUCCUUUUUAACAGCCUACAGUGCCUUUAAUUAUAUAAUGCCAAAUUUAUACUAUCUUGAAAUAUCUCUACUUACGUCAUUCACAAUAAAAAUAUAUACAUUUUCUUUUAGGAUCGUCAGAAGCAAACAGCGCGGGAAUUAUUUACAAGGAAUAGUGUAUCAAUUGAUAUUCUUUUUGUAUUUCUAUCCGAAUUUUCGGCGAAUUUUCUAUUUUUUUUUUCAAGCUUUAAAAUCUUUGUAGUAUCAAAUCAUGUCCACGUUAGAGCGUCUGUUUAAAAUUAUGAAUUUUCGUUACCGGAAAAAAACUCACCUCUUUUAAAAGGUUUACAAAUUGAUGUCGGAAAACGAGUUCUGACUGUGUCAAGUCGACAUGGUGUAUGCCAUGUGCUGCUUUUAUAUCAAAUAGGAAUUAUGAUAUGUAAGUAUCUUUUUAAGAGUCUCGUUUUCCGGCUUGGUGGAAACCCCGAAGCAUCAUUUUAGUCAGAAUACGUUCUUUUAAAUGGAAACAAUACGGUGGUUUUUUUUUUUUUUUUUUUAGGGGGUGGGGGUGGAGCGGUAUUAGACUAAAGUCUAUCACUCCAUGAUUUCUUUCGUUCUGUCACGUGUCACGACUAAUGAACAAUGAACUCCUGGAUAUCCAGGUAUUAUAUGCCGGUAUUUUGUGGUUAUUUAUGUUAUACUCGUAUUUAUGUUAUUUGUACCUGUAAAACGUUUAGAGAAAUUACUUAUUUUAAUAUUGUGUAUGCAAGGCUUGUAGUUGACUGGGUAAUAUCCAUUAUCCGUUUCCGAGGUAGGCAUUUGACUACAUUAUUAUGUGUACAGUAAGGUAAUACACCUGUAAUGUAUUUAACGAAAUAUCGUUUAUGUUACAGGUUAUGUAUCUGUCCUUAUUCUCUCCUGGUGACUGACAACCUAGCAAUAUAUACAUAUAUUGUUCAUAAUUAUUCAUUGUAAUAACUUUUUUUACGAAAUAUUUAUAUUUUAAUGUCAUGAAUAAAGAUACGAAUGGAUCAAAAGACUAUUAUCAAAACGCUUUAUCUUUAUGUUUUAACAAUAACAUCUAAUAAGAUUUCAAAGAUAAAAUAUGCAUGUGUGUACACCUAUUGGGUAAGUUAACAUGAUGUCAACGUCGGAAAGUAUUUUGUCUUUUCUUAAAAAAAUAACAAAACAAAAAAACAAAAAACAAAACAAAUAAAAACUAAAAGUCGAGGUAGGAUUUGGUCGGAAAAGUUGGUUGGAAAAAUCUAGAUAGGAAGGAUAAGGUAGGAAAGGUUGGGUGUGAAAGUCUAGGUAGAAAAGAUUUGGUCAGAAAGGUUAGGUGGGAAAGUCUAGAUAGGAAAAAUUUGGUCAGAAAGGUUGGAUGGGAAAAUCUAGGUAGGAAAGAUUUGGUCAUAAAGGUUGAGUGGGGAAAAUCUAGGUUGUGAAGAUUUGGUCGGAAAGGUUAGGUGGAAAAGUCUAGGUUGGGAAGAUUUGGCAGAAAGGUUGAAGGGAAAGUCCAGGUAGACUUUCAGACGGAUUGCAACAUACACGUGGUAUAAUGUUCACAAAAACAGACUUGCCAUCGUUCUUUUUUGUCCCUUUUUUGAUGUCAUACAUCCCCAAUAUUUCCAAUAUCUCAAAAAUAUUUCAGAUUAUCAAUAUAAUGUGCCUACACUGCCAGUGGUAAAUAUAGUUACAUAAUCUUAAAUACUAGCGAAAUUAUAAAAUUCGGUAAAAUAAAUAUAAUUUUUCAGUUAGUAGAUGGUCCUGGACAUAAUCAUAUAUACUGUGUGCUAUAGGAAAAGUCACGUGCAGUUUAAUAUAAGAUACUUAUCGUAUGAUACAAGAUCUAUAAGUAAAUAUUAGACAGACUGUGUAGGUUAAAUACCUUAUACAGUAUGCUGUGUAAUGAUAUAUACCUUGCGAUUCGAUAUAAAUUACCUACAAAUUGAGUUAGAUCCUUACCUAUACUUACUACAGGCUAUAAAAUGACAUACCUUAUGAUACUGAGCAAGUUGCUUACAAUUGUAGUUAUAUGAUUACAGUAUGAUAAAUAUAUGUUAUAUAAGUCAGCAUUCCAUAGAGUAUAAACAUUUGUCAGGUCUUCCGUCACUUGUUAUCAAUCAUGUCUGAUUCGUCCUAUAGUUAUAGUUGAGUCCAUGUGUGUGAAUUUUUAAUAUGUUGUCAACAAAUCUGUACACAUUGACAAGUAAAGCAUGCAAAUGAUGUAUCAUA
Ylistrum balloti is the source of this 5247-nucleotide messenger RNA. RefSeq lists its product as uncharacterized. Lineage: Eukaryota; Metazoa; Mollusca; Bivalvia; Pectinida; Pectinidae. The record is from RefSeq and is a predicted model, not a curated record. The coding region runs from base 286 to 663 and encodes 125 amino acids. The transcript is spliced from 5 exons.